AGAAACAGGAGGUGUGGUCUAGUAAAAAAUAAUAAACAAUGGCGGCUGGUGGAGGAUCAGUAGUGAGCCCCAAGCCUCCAGAGGAGACUGAUAAUGUGAGGGUUGCCGUCAGAUCCAGACCACUCAGCCAGUCAGAGAGAAACAACAAUCACCAGUCGAUAGUAACCGUGGAUCAAACCAGAGGAGAAAUAACCAUUGUCUUGCCUGAUCCUAAGGGAAUGAGAGAACCAAAGAAAACCUUCACAUUUGAUAGCGUCUUUGGAGCAGAUACCACUCAAGCUGAUGUGUAUAAUGAAACUGCUAGACCAAUAGUGGACGCUGUCCUUGAAGGAUAUAAUGGUACAAUAUUUGCAUAUGGUCAGACAGGAACUGGUAAGACGUACACAAUGGCUGGCGAGAACAAUCCUGAGACCAGAGGAAUCAUUCCAAACUCUUUUGCUCACAUAUUCGGAAGAAUACACAAAUGUGAAGGAGAGACGAAAUUCCUGGUGAGAGUCUCUUACCUUGAGAUAUACAACGAGGAAGUCCGUGAUCUUCUCAACAAGAAAUCCAAGGAAGCACUCAAGAUCAGAGAGAGGCCGGAUGUAGGCGUGUAUGUUAAGGAUCUGCUGUCAUUUGUAGUGAAAGACACAGAAGAGAUGGAGAAAUUGAUGAGCAUUGGAAAUAAAAAUAGAGCAUUUGGUGCCACGGAUAUGAAUGAGAGAUCUUCAAGAUCCCACACAAUAUUCAGUAUAACAGUGGAACAGAGUCAGAUGGGACCUGAUAAGAAAGAGCACGUGAGAAUGGGAAAACUUCAUCUCGUUGAUCUAGCAGGUUCAGAGCGUCUCUCAAAGACAGGUGCUACUGGUGUCCGUAAAGAUGAAGCGGCCAGUAUCAACCGAUCCCUCACUAACCUCGGUAUUGUGAUAUCGGCUCUGGUUGAUGAUAAAAGCACUCACAUACCAUACAGGAACAGUAAACUGACCAGGCUCCUUCAAGACUCACUGGGGGGCAACUCAAAAACUGUAAUGAUAGCUAACAUUGGGCCUGCUGAUUACAACAGUGAUGAAACCCUCAGUACCCUCCGAUACGCUGACACUGCUAAGAGAAUUAAGAACAAGGCCAGGAUCAACGAGGAUCCAAAGGAUGCCAUGUUGAGAGAGUUCCAGAAAGAAAUUGAGAAAUUGAAGAAGAUGCUGGCUGAGGAAGAGAGAGAGAAAGAGGAGGAGGAGGGAGAGGAGGGGGAGGAGGGUAGUAUCAGAAGAGGAAGUAUAAAGAAUAAGAGAAAGAAGAAACAAGAUGAGUUAUCGACUUCAAUGUCUCCGAGAGAAAUGGCUGAACUGAAGAAACAAAUUGAAGAAGAAAGAAAGAAACUUCUCACUGGGAAAGACGUCGCUAAGGAAGAAAAGGAAAAGAUGGAACAAGAACUAGAAAAGAAAGAAGAGGAACUGGCCAAAGCCCAAGAGGAACAGGCUGAGCUUCAAAAGAGAUUGUCUGAUUUAGAAUCAAAAGUUAUAGUGGGAGGUGUCAAUUUGCUUGAACAGACUGAGAAACAAGAGAAACUGUUGGAAAAGUCGAGAAAAGAUUUAGAGAAAAGGAAGAAGAAAGAAUCCAUCUUAAAAGAACAACUUAAGCAGAAAGAGGUUGAGAGACAGGAUUAUCAGGUCAAGAUAGCAAACCUGCAAGAGACAAGGGACGUCAUAACACACGAAUUAAAGGACACUUGGAAGCAACUGCAAUCAAUGAAAGAUGAAUUGAUAGCAGUCCAGGAGGAGUAUCAAAGAGAGAAGGAGUAUCUUUUGCAAGAUAUUAGGGACCUUGAUAAACAAGUGGAGCUACAGGCACUGAUAAUGAAUUACUUCAUACCGCAAGAGUUCCAGGAUCUCAUUGAACAGCAUGUACAAUGGGAUGAGGAGGAACAAGAAUGGCACCUGGAUGGUAUAGCAUAUGCUGGUAAUAGCAUACAAAGAGAGCCAGCCCCUGUUCCUCAGCGUCCACCGGUCCAGUAUGACACAUUAUCAUGUUAUUUAUCAUACAAUACAGAGAGGGACUUCAUGUUCAUGACACCUGAUGGACUUAUAGCUGCUCCAACUGUAAAGAGCACCAGAUCAAAGAUUGGAAAGAAUAAGUCUGUCACACCUUCUUCUUCAAGCAAAUCAAAGAACAAAUCAUCAGACACAAGUGUUGUAUCAAGUGAGAGUCAGUAUCCAACUUCAAGAGGACUCAUAUCAAGACAAAAACACUUUGCAUGACACACAGAGCAAACAAUGCAAUUAAAAAAUAAAUAUCUUAUAGAAAAGAAGAUUCUUUAUAAGUCAUUGAUUUGUCACUCUUUGUAACUUCUCCCUGCAAAAA
Molecule: messenger RNA, 2334 nt
Organism: Amphimedon queenslandica
Lineage: Eukaryota; Metazoa; Porifera; Demospongiae; Haplosclerida; Niphatidae
Product: kinesin-like protein KIF3A
Exons: 15
Coding region: 39-2231 (730 amino acids)
Biological process (GO): microtubule-based movement; mitotic cell cycle
Cellular component (GO): microtubule
Molecular function (GO): ATP binding; microtubule binding; microtubule motor activity
Source: RefSeq, a predicted model, not a curated record